CCUAGUAGAACUCUUUUCUUUCAUCAAUAUAUUACAAUUUACAAGUACAGAUAUUGAGGUCUCUUGAUCAUAUUGUAGUUAAGAAGAGAAAUUCACUGAUCAAAUCAGCAAGGUGAUCACCUUUCGGACCGAGACAACGAAAUUCCAGACGACUAAGACUCCAUAUCAAGAUGUUGGCUAUACUGAAGUGGACGCAUAUAUUCGGGAACUAUGUAUUAUGGAUGAUGAUGGUAUACUUAACCGAUGUAUGGGAGCUUGAAUUUGUACAUGCGGCUACAAUAAUGAGUAUCUGGUUAGGGUUAGUGAAAGUACUGCCUCUUGCCUUUCUUCAUCUAGCUGACGCUUUCUUCGGUAACUUUUGGAUUCUCUUCAUUGGCGCGCUCUCUAAUACGGUUGGAUUUGUGCUUCUAUGGUUGUCAACCCCACCUGUGUUGGCCAACUCAACUGGCAACUGCGCAGCAUACAAACCUGAAUGUAUUGGAGGCCAACAAAAACAACUCUUUUAUGCUGGGCUCGCACUAACCGCAAUUGGGAACGCAGCUCAAACUGCCUCUUACACCUUGUUCUUGGACGAGCAAGGCGGCGAUGAUGCUGAAGGAGGCUGUAAUUGUGAGCCUUGUUACUGUCAAUGUUGCGGCUUUAAAUGUCGUAAUAGCUUGAUUGGCCUUGUUGCACUCCUAACAGUCUCGUUUGUCAAGUCUUGGGCUGUGCUCUUUGGAAUUGGUGCUAUUAUCGGAGUUAUUUCUCUGCUUGUUUUUUUGAUUAAGAUAUCUCAUUACAACCGUGUUUCACCUCAAGGAAGUGCCCUUACUACUGUCUUUCGGGUACUAUUUGCUGCUUCUUCCAAGUUGUUUCAUAGCCAGCCACAAAAUGUGAAUGAGCUUUAUGAGAAUAAUAAUCUCAAUGCGUUAUUGCCUCACACUCAAGAUCUGAGGUUUCUUGACAAGGCUGCUAUUGUAUUACCAAACCCACCAUUGCAACAACAAGAAAGACAAAGAUGGAAGCUUUGUAGAGUGACUGAAGUGGAAGAAACCAAAACCUAUAUACGCGCCAUUCCCAUAUGGAUGGCCUUCAUUCUUUGUGGAAUUGUAUCUUCCUUAGGUCCUACUUACUUUCUUGAGCAAACAAAUCGCAUGAAUCCCAAAGUUGGAAAAACCAAAAUCCCUGUUGUACUAUUUUUAUGGCUAUACGCCCAAUUCAGGAAUAUUUUCACCGUUCUUUUUGGUGGGAUUUUCACCGCAACAAGCAUAUUCAUUAUAUCAUCUACUCGUCAUCUUGCUCGAGUAGGGUUCGCAAUCGCGAUGGUGUUCGCUAUACUAAGCUGCAUUGCAGCAGCAAAGGUCGAGACACGAAGGCUUAGAGUUGUAACCAUGAAUAGAUUUUGGGUUUUACCACAAUUCGCGUUACUUGGUGGCCUUGAUGGAAUUUACUUAUUAGCAUGUUCUAAUUUCGCACUUGAUCAAGCAGCUUUCUCUAUGAUGAAGUAUUUCCCUUUCUCCGCAAGUGCAUUUUCUGGAAUUGGAUUCAUUGGCAGUGCUCUUUGUGCUUACAUUGUAGGAAGUGUAAGUGAGAAGGCUAGUGGGAUAAAUUGGUUUCAAAGUACAAUUAACACAAGUCGAUUAGAUAAUUAUUAUUGGUUUUUAGCUUCUUUGAUUAGUGUCAAUCUCGUUGUAUAUAUAGUUUUGAUAAUCUUUUAUCGCUUUAAGGAAUCAAGAAUUGAUGCCUUGCAAUGGCAGGUAAACCUUACAUUAGAUGAUAGCAUAUUUUGAUGGCACGGCCGUGUUAAGGGUUUUUAUUAUAAUGGAUUGAAUUAAAAUUACUUUGUAAACCAUCGGCACUUCUUUCUUAUUGUGAAUUAUAUUACCAUUUUGUAUGUUAUUUAUUUAUCUUUUAUUUGUUUUUUUUACUUUUUUCUUGUUGUGAGGGUUUGGAUUGUAAUGGGUUUUGGCCUGGGGCAACUUAUUGGUAGCACAACGAAAUCAUAUCUUAUACCAUGUAUGUAAUAAAUAUCUACAACAAUCAUUGUAUAUUAAAUGUGUACAACUAAAUCAUUAUGAAAUUAUUGUCCUAAAACAAUUAUUGUGAAUUAAAAAUUUUGAGAGGUAAUUUAUUUUUCACAAAUCUCAAAUUAAAACUUGCGGGAUGAUGAGAAGAGCGCAUUGACAAAAGCUCUCCUUGAAGGAAAUAAAGUAUGUAUUUUUGGCUUCAAAAUUCCACUAUCCUUUCUCUAUACGAUAUGCAACCUAGGGUUUUCACCACUCGAGUGGAGUUCGAACUUCACUGCCUUUCUUCAAUUAUAAUACAAGGGAAUAUCACAACAUUUACUUGGAGAAGUCCCUUCUUAUUAUUGACGAUAAAGUAUCACAAUUCAAGUAAGAGUUUGUUCUCCUCAACUUAUUAAAAUAAGUUUCAACAAGUAUAAGCUGAGUUAACAAAAAAAAAAAAAGAAAA
Molecule: messenger RNA, 2451 nt
Organism: Beta vulgaris subsp. vulgaris (sugar beet)
Lineage: Eukaryota; Viridiplantae; Streptophyta; Magnoliopsida; Caryophyllales; Amaranthaceae
Product: protein NRT1/ PTR FAMILY 5.5-like
Exons: 5
Coding region: 171-1769 (532 amino acids)
Biological process (GO): transmembrane transport
Cellular component (GO): membrane
Molecular function (GO): transmembrane transporter activity
Source: RefSeq, a predicted model, not a curated record